Symbiodinium sp. CCMP2592 is the source of this 1686-nucleotide messenger RNA. The record is from the annotation of a GenBank genome assembly. NCBI's taxonomy places the organism in Eukaryota, Dinophyceae, Suessiales, Symbiodiniaceae.
AUGGUGGAAGACUUCUCUGUCGGUUGGCAGACGGCUCUCGGGGUAGGCUACGCGGUUCUCCUGGCGGUGAACUAUGCUUCCUUGUCCGGCAAGAUAGGCCCCACAAAUGCGAAGAUAUCGGGCGCCUAUCCUACGCAGGUUACUCCUGCGAAUUGGGCCUUCAGCAUUUGGGGGCCUAUCUUUCUCCUUGAGGGAGCUGGUGUGGGUGCAGUGCUGAUGGGCGGAGUCUCUGCCGAGGUUGCCAAAGCCGUAACACCGUCUUGGUUUGCCACCUGGUUUUUUCAAAACGCGUGGCAGCUGAGCUUUAUACGGCUGCCGCUGAAGAAGCCCGGCGACGCCGCUACAGCCGAAAGAUCCAAAGGCUUCCGUGUGCUGCUCCCCUGCGCCGGCUACCUGGUCGCCGCCCAGCUCUCGAUGCUCUCCGCUGGCAUCCGACUUCGGCAGAUCGAUGUUGAAGGAUCCUGGCUCCAGUCUGUGGCUAUCGACUUUGCCUCCGGCUUGAAUGCUGGAUGGCUUGCGGCGGCCUCGGGCAUCGGAAUUGGGCAGGCACUGGACCUCGUGCCUUCAGGCAGCCGAACAUCUCCGAAGCUCAGCUCAGCCUUGGUCUACUCCGUGUCUUUCUACGGCCUCCUGGCCGCCGCAGUGGUCGGCACAAAGCCCAUCCAGGGCUUCGGCUUGGGCUACGCCCUGGCGACGAUGUGGGCCCUGACUGGCAUCAGAGCAAGCCCAACCUCGCCUCCACAGGUUAAGAGCAGCGCCUAUGCAGGGAGGCUUCUGGCCGCGUUGGGUGGCCUUGCCGAUCUCGAUGACGUUCUCAUCGAAGAGCUUGAAAUGCUGGAGGAUGCACCCAAGGAGACGAAACAGUGGAAGAUGCAAGACCUUUGUGAUUUGCGGUUUGGCAUGGAGGAGUCUACUCUGUCGAUGCUAGUCCAAGUUCCCCUAGAGCCUGCCGUCUGGCGGGAAAUGCAGCGCGAGGAAGGCAGCUCGGAGCUUUUUGCCCUGGACGUUCCCUUUGGAGGUCAGCAGGUCAAGUUCUGGCUGAAGAGUGAUCCAGAGUCCCCCAUCCUGCAGGGGAAGCUUGGCGGAUGCGUGUGGAGACGAGGCUGCAGGUGGCAUGUGGAGCAAAAGAGGGGCCGCCCGUUGCUGGAGCUUUACAUGCCCAAGCAAACGCCAGAGCCCUGGUCCUUCGUCGUGGAAGGCUACCACAACCUCAGUCGCACUGCGUACGAUCCGUACCAGCAGAUGAUUUUGGAUGGGCUGUGGGACGAUGAGGCGAUCGAAGAAAAGGCCAAGGGCGACUCGUACUUCAGGGAAGGACAGUACCGAGCCGCCGUGAAGUGCUACGAUCGGACACUGGAGCGCAAUCCAGACAGCUACAUCACGCUCACAAACCGGGCAGCCGCACGCCUGGCUUAUGAGACGGAGAAGUUCAAGCUGGAGGAGAUCCUUGAGGAUGCACAGCGGGCUCUGGAGAUCAAUCCCACGUGGCACAAGGCCAAGUUCCGGGAAGGCAUCAUUCUGACCAAGCUCCACCGCUACGAGGAGGCACUCUGGGCUCUCCAAGAAGGCCAGCGCAUGGAUCGCACAAACCACCAAGGUUGGGACGAAGAGAUCAGCAUUGUGAAAGAGGAGCGAGUAUCCUGGCACAACAGGAAGAAGAAGUCUUAUCUUAACGACGUGGAGUGA